Symbiodinium pilosum is the source of this 534-nucleotide messenger RNA. NCBI's taxonomy places the organism in Eukaryota, Dinophyceae, Suessiales, Symbiodiniaceae. The record is from the annotation of a GenBank genome assembly.
GCCACUCCUCCGCGACAGACAUCGCAGCUAUCAUCGUCUCCUGGUCUUUUCCCUGCUUCUUUCGAGGAGUUGGCCAAGGUAGAUCCUGCACGGCAGAUAUCUCCUGCUUGGUCGAACUGGUCCGAGGAGAAUGUCAAGGUAGCCGCUCCUCCACCUGAGAUCUCUCCUUCCGAGGCGCCACCCCCGCUCACGUCAGAAGCUCACCAGCUCAUAGCAAGACCUAUCCCCGAUGUCAUUCCACCAGAAGAAGAACGAACGACGCGCUUGAGCAAAGUCCUCGCAGGUCUUCUUCCGAUUGCUGGCGUUUGGACAUCAAAUGGCGUUCAGUUCUUCUACGUCCACAUGGGAACAGGACGAGAUUUCUGCGUCUUCCCGGAGAAGGCCGUCGUCAUGGAGCUUUGGCGCAACCGGCGCUUGAUCCAUGUGGGUGCUGCGAUCAUGUCGAACGACUGGAAGGCGCCGGCAAACUCCGCCGGUCUUGGGGCCUUUGGCCGCUUCGUGAGUGGCGGGGUCGAGGUGCAGGAGAGCGACAAG